AUGAUUAUUGCCAUGAAGAUAAUGUUGUUGUGCAUUCGGUUUUCCCUUUUGAUGACAACUAAUGCUGCUUUUUUUCAUAGUCAUCAUAUGAAAGCUUUCCAUGAGUUAGAUUACGAACCGGUUUCUUCUACUAUGUUUUCGAGAAAGUUGUUGCUCAAAAAAAUGGUUAAAGAAUAUGAAGAUCAAGAUUUGGUGCUCUACAAUAACCAAAAGGCAGCUCUAUUAGGUGGAACUCAAGUAAGGAGAAAUGAAGUAGUUUUUGGUGAAAAGGGAUCCGACCCGACUCAAUUCACUAACAUGGAUUAUUCUUCCGUGAGAAGACGCCGCCCUAUUCAUAACAACUCCUCUAAAACCACUAAUUCCCCAUAAUUAUGUCAACACAAUCUUAUGUAUGUAACCAUAUAUAUUGUUCUUUGACCAUUUUAAGGAAUUUAUAUUGUUAUUUUAA
This is a messenger RNA of Erigeron canadensis, 448 nucleotides long. RefSeq lists its product as uncharacterized. The transcript has 4 exons. The record is from RefSeq and is a predicted model, not a curated record. Lineage: Eukaryota; Viridiplantae; Streptophyta; Magnoliopsida; Asterales; Asteraceae. The coding region runs from base 1 to 369 and encodes 122 amino acids.